AUGUGCUUGCGGGAGCCGAAACAUUCUGCUACCAAUGGUAAAGCUGAUUUUCCGGCAUUAAAAUAUUCUAGUCAUAAUGAUGACAUAUAUCAAGAUAUAAAUCAAGCCUUUGCGCGCUUCUGCGCGCCUUUGCGCAUCUCUGCGCGCCUCUGCGCGACUCUGCGCGCCUCUGCUCGCCUUUGUGCGCCUUUGCGCGCCUUUGCGCGCCUCUGCGCGCCUCUGCGCGCCUCUGCGCGCCUCUGCUCGCCUUUGUGCGCCUUUGCGCGCCUCUGCGCGCCUCUGCGCGCCUCUGCGCGCCUUUGCUCGCCUUUGCGCGCCUUUGCGCGCCUUUGCGCGCCUUUGCGCGCCUCUGCGCGCCUCCGCGCGCCUCUGCGCGCCUCUGCUCGCCUUUGUGCGCCUUUGGGCGCCUUUGAGCGCCUCUGCGUGCCUCUGCGCGCCUCUGCUCGCCUUUGUGCGCCUUUGUGCGCCUUUGCGCGCCUUUGCACGCCUCUGCGCGCCUCUGCGCGCCUCUGCGCGCCUCUGCUCGCCUUUGUGCGCCUUUGCGCGCCUCUGCGCGCCUCUGCGCGCCUCUGCGCGCCUCUGCUCGCCUUUGUGCGCCUUUGCGCGCCUCUGCGCGCCUCUGCGCGCCUCUGCGCGCCUCUGCGCGCCUUUGCACGCCUUUGUGCGCCUUUGCGCGCUUUUGUGCGUGCCUUUGCGCGCCUCUGCUCGCCUUUGC
Cladocopium goreaui is the source of this 715-nucleotide messenger RNA. Lineage: Eukaryota; Dinophyceae; Suessiales; Symbiodiniaceae. The record is from the annotation of a GenBank genome assembly.